Molecule: messenger RNA, 3669 nt
Organism: Hyla sarda
Lineage: Eukaryota; Metazoa; Chordata; Amphibia; Anura; Hylidae
Gene: CCNJ
Product: cyclin J
Exons: 6
Coding region: 218-1369 (383 amino acids)
Biological process (GO): regulation of cyclin-dependent protein serine/threonine kinase activity; mitotic cell cycle phase transition
Cellular component (GO): cyclin-dependent protein kinase holoenzyme complex; cytoplasm; nucleus
Molecular function (GO): cyclin-dependent protein serine/threonine kinase regulator activity
Source: RefSeq, a predicted model, not a curated record
UGUGUCCGAGCUAGGGCUUUAUAUACACACCACAGCGCUCGGCCCUUUAACAAUGGAUGGACAGAUACUGGUCGAUUGUUGAUGGACGGGGCCGGGCAGCGGCGGGGAGCCUCGGUUAAGGGACGAGGGAUGCGCUUGGAGUGUGUGAAGAGACCGGGAGCUGCUCAGUGACUGAGACCUGGUUAUUCAACCUUUUUCUCAGUAGAUUUCCCAUGAAAUGGAGCUUGAAGGGUUGUGGUGGAAGGGUCAGCUCGCUGCAGACAUCCAUCAGGCUCUCCGGUACAAAGAAUUGAAGCUUCCGUCCUACAAAGGCCAAUCUCCCCAGCUGAACUUAAGACGCUACUUUGCAGACUUGAUCGCUAUUGUCAGUAAUCGAUUUAAGCUGUGUCCUACUGCCCGUCACCUCGCGGUCUACCUGCUGGACCUCUUCAUGGACCGAUACGAUAUCUCUAUCCAACAGUUACACAUCGUGGCGCUGUCCUGUUUGCUAUUAGCAAGUAAAUUUGAAGAUAAGGAGGACAGAGUACCAAAACUGGAUCAGCUGAACAGUCUAGGAUGUAUGACCAACAUGAACCUGGUGCUAACCAAACAGAACCUGCUCCACAUGGAGCUUCUGCUGCUGGAGACCUUUCAGUGGAACUUGUGCCUGCCAACUCCUGCCCACUUCAUAGAUUACUACUUGUCCAUUGCUGUCCAUGACACUGACCUCCAUGACGGCUGGCCCAUGAUCUGCCUAGAAAAGACCAAAAUCUACAUGGCCAAAUAUGCAGACUAUUUCUUAGAAGUAUCUCUGCAAGAUCACAUGUUUUUAAAUUACAUUCCAUCCCUCGUGGCGGCUGCAUGCGUCGCAGCCUCCCGCAUUAUCUUGCGGCUUACACCCUCCUGGCCUACGAGGCUUCACCGUCUUACUGUGUACUCCUGGGACAUCCUUGUGCCUUGCAUUGAGAGAUUACUGAUUGCACAUGACAAUGACGUGAAAGAAGCCAAUAAGCACAAGUCUCAGCUGAGCCAUGGAGUGACUCCAUGUCUGUUUCCACAGUCCCCGGCCCCACCACAAGCCCACGUCCAGCAGCACAUGCCCCACUUUCUGCAUUCCCAGCACCAGCUGCAGUUUCAUCAUCAGCCAGCUCCUCAACAGGCCGGCUGUCAGCAGAUCGUGUCUACAGCCCAUACGUCAGCAUUCCCUCUGCAGACCUGCUCCUCCGGCCUGACCUCUGCCAUCCAGCCCCGGGCACACAUACAGACUGCUGCCAGCGUCUCACUAGCCGCUGUACCUAUAGAAGUGAAACCCUGCUUAGGAGUGUCUUACAACAGAAACUUUCCAGUCAAUGGACACUACUCCUGUAUCACGCAGUGUUUUGAGAGGUGAUGAAGGCCUUUCCUAACCCUCCUGUCCUCCUCAAGCAAUACUUACUGUGAAACCUACAGUGUGUACUUUUUCUUUUGGGGUUCUACCUCUUCCCUCAGUGAUGCAAGACCAGAGGAACGUCUGUUACAUGAACAAAGAGAGUCUGAGAUUCAAUUCAAUGUGAGAUUCCUUGGCCAAACCACUCAAUGGCGCUAAAGAAUUGACUGACUGCCCAGGACACCCAGCACGUUCUUCAGGGAAUCAUACUUAUUUUUUUUUUUUCUCCAGGCAACAUUGCUGAUAUGUUAUGAAGGAGAUAUGCAGUAUUAUAUGUAGAAACGUUGCCUAUCCGUGAAGAUGCGGCAGAAACGCCUUCACCCGUUGCCGGCGUUAUGUCUGCGGCAUACUGGUGCUUGUCUGUCGUAAGACUGGUCACUCUACUGGUAAACGUUGAAACGUUGCUCUAAUAUUUCCACUAUACCUCAAGUUUUGUUUUUUUAAGGUAAUCUUUCACACUAACUCAGGGAAAUAAUAUAUAUCUAUAACUUACUCUUCUUCCUGCUGCUGGUGUUUUAUUUAACAUGGGGUUUUGACCUUUAUCUAGAUAGUUUUGCGUCUGUCCAGCAAAAAAAAUAUAGAUAAUUUUUUAAGCUGCUCUUAUGCCCCUUUUGGAUCUGUCUUCAGCUGAAUCCCCUUGUGGAAGCAGUGUAGUGAAACUUGUAUCCAAAUAUAUACUGUGUGCUGUUACAAGAACAAAUGGAGAAAUUUGGUUGAAAACCCUCUUGUUACUUUUAGAUAAGGAUUUGAGGUAGGGUUAGAUAUAAUUUGUGUGAUGUCUUUACAAGCCAAAUGACGAUGACCAAAACUGGUGUCCAUGAUAGGAGCAGGAAAUUAAAAUGACUGGUCUACUUGACAAGUCACAUCAGUAGGGAUUUUUAGAACUCUUAUUGAUCCCUCAACAGAGGUGACCAUACACACAACCACCUCUUAACUAUCAACUGGUCUUGACCUCCCUAGUGAUCCUGACGCCCAAUCCUUGCGGCUCUAAUAACGCAUAUGAUUUUAAGUAAAAAAAUAAAAAAAAAUCCCUUCAGUUCCAUGUCGGAAAGGUCAUUAAGCUAAGGCAAAAACCUAUCUUUUCAUGUUAAAAAUAAGGUGUUUUGGGGAUUACUGCCUGAAGCGAUACUAAAGCCAUUUAGCGAAACUUUUUUUUUUCCUUUUCUCCUGCUGUCAAUUUGUCCAAAUAUUGUAGAGCUAUGUGAUAUUGCUAUUUUAUUACGGUUAUUAUUUUCUUAGUGUAGUUAGGAAAUCCCAUUCUGCUUCUUUAAUCUUAGUUGAAUAGCGUUUACACGGUUUGUUUAAUAAAACAAAAAAAUAAAAAUAAAAAUGUUGGACCUCAUGUAUAGAAAGUAGUGAAGACAAAAAUUGUAGGCCUUGUCCAUAGAAAUCAAUUUAGGUUUCGGCUAUCAUUUUCAGCGCAGGUUGUAAAAUGAGUGCGUUGAUCUGAUUUGUUGACAUCUGGAAUAGUUUUUGAUCUUUUUUUUAUUUUUGGGUGUUUUGAUUUUUUUUUAUUUUUUUUUUUUUUUUUUUUUUUUUUUUUUAUGUAAGGCCCAUAAUUGUGUUUAAACAAGAAGUGCCCAAAUACUAAGAAAUCCUCAUUUUUUAGCUAUAGCAUUCCAGCUUGAGGACUUCAGAAGUGUCUUUAUUUAACUACCUCAUUGUUACGAUUUUCUGCCCUAACUUGAAUAACAGCUAACAUGUGAGCCCGACUUUUAGGAAGUAUAGUUGUGUAUGAGUUGUGUACAUUUUUGUUUUUUCUUUCACCAUCAACUACUAUAGAAUGUACUAGCUAUUACUAACACUGGAGCUGUCCUUUAGCUAUGGAAGGGAACAAUUGAGAGAAUAUAAAAAUGCUAUCCCAAUGUAUGGCAUCUGUAUAUAGUCCAUUUAGACUGUUUUUUUUUAUUUUUUUAUACCGUAUAUAAUUUUAGAAGGCAGCACAUUUCGACUUAAAAUUCACUACAAUUUUUCAUUUUUUUUUUUAUUAUUUAUUAUGUAGUAUAUUAGGUUUGUUGUGCAAAGACAAAUAGUUAAGAAAAACAGCCAAAGCUAUGUUCACAAGGAGCUGUUCAUUGAGAAGGGACUUGACUACAUGUUUGAAUGCAGAAGCCAAAUUGUGGGGGAGGGGGAGGGGGUUGAUUAUUACAAUUUCUUUUUUUUUUUUUUUUUUGUGGGAUGAGUAGAAAUUGUUGGAGUAUUAAACCACAACAAAGAAUUCUGGGUGAGUGCUAUGCACUUUGGAUUUUUUAUUAAACCUUUUC